AAGAAUAGCAGUAAAAUCACAGUAGUUUCCAAGUGACGAAAUUAGGUUUAGGAUUGAUAUGGCUCGGAUUUCAGCUUUAUUGGCAUCAUUAUUGUUAUUUACGGUGAUGGCGGUGGCGACGAGUUCGGUUGAGCGCGAAAAUAAGUCAUCUUCCUUUGGGCUGUUUUGGUCGACCGCCAAAGAGGAAGGGGAUCCUUUGCACAAUACUGGGCAAGCUGAUGAUUCAGCAGCCACCGCCGAUGACAUCGACGGUGGAUUUUCUACCCUAGAAGGGAUGUUGCAAUGGGCCAUAGGUCAUUCUGAUCCGGUAAAACUUAAGGAAAAGGCGCAAGAUGUUCAACGUCUUUCUCCCUUGGAGCUUAGGCAGCGUCAGCUGGAAAUACAGGAACUGAUGGAAAAGUUAAAAAUGCCAUCAGAUGCACAGUUGAUGCAAAUUGCAUUAGAUGAUUUGCAGAAUUUAUCUCUGUCUUUGGAGGAUCGCCAUCGUGCUUUGGAAGAGCUUUUGAUACUUGUUGAGCCCAUUGAUAAUGCAAAUGAUAUGUGUAAACUUGGUGGCCUUGGUGUGAUUAUACGGGAGCUUGAUCACUCCGACUCAGAUGUAAGGAAAAUUUCUGCAUGGAUACUUGGGAAAGCAAGUCAAAAUAAUCCAUAUGUUCAGAAGCAGGCCCUGGAACUUGGGGCAUUGGCAACACUUAUGAAAAUGGUGAAUUCCAGUUCUGCAGAUGAAGCCACUAAAGCAUUUUAUGCUGUUUCAGCCUUGAUCCGAAAUAAUAUGGCUGGUCAGCAAUUGUUCUUUGCGGAGGCUGGAGACAAGAUGCUUCAGGACAUAUUGAGCAGUCCAAGCGUGGAUAUUAGGUUACGCAGGAAGGCUGUGUUUCUGGUCGGUGAUCUGGUCGAGUGCCAGUUAGAAAAAGUAGAUAAAACUGAAAUGCCGUUUUUCAGUAAUCGUUUAUUCUUGAAGUCUGUUGUUGAUCUUACUGCAUCAAGUGACCUUGAUCUCCAGGAGAAGGCACUUGUUGCAAUUAAGAAUCUUCUGCAAUUGAAAACGACGGAAGCAAUGGUUUUCGAGGAGUUUUGCAGAUUGGGUGAAGCUUUGGAGAGGAUCAAGAAGCAACUGGAGAAUUUGAUGUUGGAGGAUGAUCACAGAGAAUACGUUACAGACGUUGAAAGCCUCCGCAAGGAAGUGGAACGCGCUUUUCAGGCCAAGUUAGAAAACGCGAGAGCAGUGCCAACAUGACUCGCUGCUGAGAUGAAAGCCUCGACACUCGAUACGCAUAGCCAUUUAGAAAACGAGAACAUAGUUCCUCAGGACAGGUAGAAAUGUGACCUAAGUUGUGUUGAAUCGCUUACUCUUCGUUGUAUGGUAAAAUUAUUGGGCCGAGAAAUGAAAUUCCUGGCAGUGAAACUGGUAGGUUGGAUUAAAAAUAUAGAGCAGGUUGUAGGUGAAAAAUGUAAGAUAAAUUUUUAAGGUAAACUAUACGGGAGACCACU
Messenger RNA from Hibiscus syriacus, 1491 nucleotides. Its product is annotated as hsp70 nucleotide exchange factor FES1-like. The transcript has 8 exons. Lineage: Eukaryota; Viridiplantae; Streptophyta; Magnoliopsida; Malvales; Malvaceae. Bases 59 to 1237 code for a protein of 392 amino acids. The record is from RefSeq and is a predicted model, not a curated record.